AAAACAUUUGAUAUGGAGGUGCCAGGACGUAAGGAGAGCAGUGAUGAUAAGGUCAAGCGAAAAUGCCAACCCUGCCAAGACGAAAAUGUUCUUCGUGAAGCUUACGGAUAUUGCAAAACAUGUGGAGAAUAUUUGUGUGAUGCUUGCUACAAAUAUCAUCGUCGACCAAAGCCUUUUAAAGACCAUGUUCUUGUUGAUUACAAGACCAUUAUGUCAAAAGACGGAGCCCCCACGCCUCAAGACUCAGAUAAACAUAAGGUUUCAGAUGACCAGGUUCUGCAGCAAGGUGAAAAUAAUGAUAAAUGCAAGACAAAGAAAUCUCCCCCACCAGUUCCUAUGAGAAGAAGGAUAUUCAAUACAAAAUGUUCUGUUCACCCUUCAGAGGAUCUAAAAUAUCAAUGCAAAAGUCAUGAAAUAAUUGUAUGUAGCGAAUGUGCUUUAAAAGAGCAUAGACAAUGUGAUGAGCUGUACAACAUUAAGGAUAUUUAUGAUUCUGAAAGUAAACGCAUUGUUUCAAAAAUCAAAUAUGUAGAAGAUAAAGCGGCGUAUAUACUAAAGCAAGAAACAAAUGCAAACGAAGGAGAUGACGUAUCGUAUGAGGAGGUUUUGUCACAAAUCCGUUUAGAUAGAGAGCAUGUUAACAAAUAUUUUGACGAAACAGAAAAACGCUUAAACAAUGAGGUUUAUAGCUUUCGAGAAGGAAGCAAGAUAAGGCAGACGGAGAUGCUCGAUAUAUGUCAGAAACUUAAAAAGAAAAAAGACUUAAUAAGUGAUACCAAUUUAUCAAAAAUUGAGAGAUACAUAUCAAUGACCGAAGUAGAGUGCGAAGUGGACAACAUCAACAGAGAUCUCAAGGGAGUUUUCGGUCUUCCGCGUUUACGUGUUUCUUAUAAAUCACAGUACCCAUUGCUUGAUUCGGGAAACUUGGUUGUCGAGAAACAUCAAGGGGAAAUAGGUAGACGUGAACUUAAGCUUCUUAAAAGGUUAAAUAUAGCAGGGGGGAAGCAGUCGUGCUGCAUAACAGAUAUAGCAACACCCUCAAAUGAAACAUUUCCAGUGAUACUUGUAGAUGUUCCAAACCAAAGACUGAUUAUUAUUUCCGAUGAAUAUUCACUGAUAUAUCACCAGCUUGAAUGGAUACCUUGGGGAAUCACAUUUAUCAGUUAUGAUAUGCCAAAUGGUGAAAUAGCAAUUACUUGUCCAUUUGAUGACAGGAUAUCAUUUUUGACAAUCGGUGAAAAUAUUUCUGUUAGUAAGCGUUCAUCUAUAACCUUGAAGUGUCCUACUGGAAUCAGAUAUCAUAAGUCGGAAAAUGUGAUGAUAGUGAUUGUCAGAGAAAAUAGAAAUGCUAGCAUUCAGUGUUGGUCGCUAAAUGGGGAUUUAGUGAGAACCAUUGUAAUUGUAACCGGUAACUACAUUGAAAAUAUAAACCUUACAAAUGAUGAUCAAAUCAUUUUCGCUUCUCGUUCAAAGCACUGCAUACAGUCGUGUGAUAUGUCUGGCAAUAUCUUAAGAUAUUUUCCAUAUAUGGAUGACAGUAUGCAAGGACCAUUUGGUACAGCUGCUGACCAAAAUCAGUCAGUCUAUGUAUGUGGAUUAAGAUGCUUGCGUGUGGUUUCAAGAGAAGGGAAAUGGGAUGAACUUCUGACAAGAGAUGACGGAUAUGCACCACAGUCACUCCUUGUCAGUAAUAGGUCAGAUAGGCUUUACGUCGGACAAGCAUUAGAAAAAGGGCGUACUGAUUUCCUCAUUUUUGAAUUAUGAAAGAUGACAGACUAAAACCUUGAAAAGGCAAUCAAAGUGUAAUUGUUUUUUGGGUUGUUUUUUUUUCGCUUUCUAAUUAUAACCUGCUGACAGUUCCCUAUUAAAGGAGCAAUAAGCAAAUGAAUAUUCUAUUCUUAUAUAAAAAAAUGCAGAUAAGUUAAAGCUGUAUUAAUUUAUUUAGAACAUAUUUCAGGUUCUCGUAUCAAAAGUAUCUAAUCAUGUUAAACGUGAUUUUGAUGAUGCAAAGAACUUGGAUAUUUUGCCUUUUAAUUUAAGAUGUUAUUUAACACAAGGUUGUCUUCUCAUCUUUUGAAAAUUCAAACAGGUCGGUACACAGAAAAUCGGGUGAAAUCAACGUCAUUGUAUAAACUGUGAUGAGCACGUCAUUGAAGACGAAUAUCAUUUCAUUUGAUUUGCCCAUGUUAUGUUGAUUUAAGCAAAAUGUACAUAAAAAGUAGUAUUAUGUUAAACCAAGCAUGUUUUAAAAGUGAUAAAAGAACAAUUCCAACAAAUUUAAAUUUAGCACUAGUUCUUGCUAUGACGCUACAUAUAUAUAUGUAUUUAUGUCCAUCCUCAUAGAAUUGAAAAUGGUGUAUAUUGUAUGUUCAAAAUAGCAUGUAUUUGUAUUAAAUGUAAAUGUGUUAAUGUAUGUGUCAUUGCGAUUCGAUACUUACUUAAAAUGUAUCAUUUUUUGUAAAUAUGUUACGAUGAUCUACCAUUGGAACAUAUGUUCUGUUCUGACUAUACUAUAUAUUAAACGUCGAUUUUUCCAGAUGCACUAUUUAUAUAAUGCUAAAGUGAAAAAUAAUAGUAGUAAUCACUAAAGUCAAUAAUUACAAUUGUUAGGUUAUGCAUUCAUUCUUUCAUUUCUUCAUUUAUUAGUCAGAAUUAAAUGACAUCAUCACGGACGCGGAAUUUGGUUUUAAAUCAAAGUACAAUACCAUACACUAAUAGGUGAAAAUUAUUAAACAUGGAGUCUACGGCAUGCUAUAACAAAUAUUACGUUCCAUGAAUAAAAUUGUGAAAUCUUGUCUUGACUUUUUACUCAAUAAGCAACUUACGUCUGGGGAGAAUCAGAUCGAUUUCCACUGAUAAAUAAAUUUAAAUCGUAGUGAUAAAAUAUAUGUAUUUUCUGAUACUGUGCUGAAAAAUAGAAAAUUGCAUUUUAAAUACAAUACUAUCACGGCCGUUGGCAUUAAACUAACAGUUCUAACAAUGGAAUUGAUAACAUGUGAUAGACUUGUUAAACGAAAAUUGAUGUAACGGAGUCUUGAUAAUUCCAUAUUCUGUUAAAAUUGAUACUCGGGCUCUUUUAAAGUAUACAGAAGGAGACAUGUUGAAGCUUUCAGUUUAUAAGAAAUGUGUGAAAUGUCAAUAUAUGUAUUAUUUGAAUAACUUUAAGUACAGAUGCGUUAUCAUAAAAAUAAUACGUUCAUACGAGUGAACGGAAGGAAGACACUCAGUCAAUCCAAUUCCAAGAAAUAAAAGGAAACGUAUAUAAUUAUAUUGUGACAUCAUUGACAUAGAAGAAAAGUUCUAUGUGUCCUUAUGUUAUGUUAUGUUAUGUUAUGUUAUUCAAUAUUUAUCUUUUAUAUUUCGUUAAAGAGAGAAUAUGACUGGAUUCUACUCAAUCAUCUUUUUUUUCAAAUUCAGAUACAUUUUACCCAGGGCUAUAUAAGUUUUAGAUUCUUGUUCUUCGUAUAUUUUCUUGUGUUUUGUACCCAAAGGGGAAAAUCACGCCGUUCGUUACCCAAACAAACAAAAUGGCGGAAGCAGCCAAAAAGUAGGGUUUUCCCUUUUUUCUCUGAAAUUCGUGAUGUUCCUGUGUAAAGAUACCUAUAAUAACCUUCUCCACAAUUUUCCUGGCACACAUGAU
This is a messenger RNA of Ruditapes philippinarum (Manila clam), 3640 nucleotides long. RefSeq lists its product as uncharacterized. Gene Ontology annotation, molecular function: zinc ion binding. The transcript has 2 exons. The record is from RefSeq and is a predicted model, not a curated record. The coding region runs from base 13 to 1764 and encodes 583 amino acids. Lineage: Eukaryota; Metazoa; Mollusca; Bivalvia; Venerida; Veneridae.